AUGGGUAACAAGAAAGCCACCAAAGUUGAAGCCGCACCUGUUGCAAUUAAGGCCACCAAACCUUUGAAGAAAGGAAAGAGAGAGCCUGAGGAUGAUGUGGAUACCAAAGUGAGCAAGAAGCAAAAGAAGGAUGUGAUUGCCGCUGUCCAGAAGGAAAAGGCUGAGAAGAAGGUGCCUAAGAAGGUGGAGAGCUCUGACUCAGACUCUUCCGAUUCUGAGGAAGAGGAGAAGGCCAAGAAGGUGCCUGCCAAGAAAGUUGCUGCUAAGGCUGCUUCUAGCAGUGACGACUCAUCUGACGAAUCUUCAGAUGAUGAGCCUGCACCAAAGAAGGCCGUUGCUGCUACUAACGGAACUGUUGCCAAGAAGGCCAAGGAUGACUCUUCGUCUGAGGAGGACUCUUCUGACGAGGAAGAAGUUGUUGCUGCUACCAAGAAGCCUGCUGCAGCUGCUGUGAAGGCCAAGGCAGAGAGCUCCUCGUCUGAGGAAGACUCUUCUGAUGAUGAGCCCGCGGCUAAACCUGCUGCAGCUAAGCCGGCUGCUAAGGCCGCUGCCAAAGAUUCAUCAUCCUCUGACGAAGAAUCAGAAGAUGAAUCUGAGGAUGAGAAGCCUGCCGCUAAGAAGGCCGCCCCUGCUGCUAAGAAGGCUGCAAGCAGCUCAUCUGAUGAAGAAUCUGAUGAGGAAAGUGAAGAUGAAAAGCCUGCAUCAAAGAAGGCUAAAGCUGCUAAGAAGGAGAGCAGCAGCGAUGAGUCUGAAUCUGAGAGUGAGGAUGAGAAGGAAACCCCUAAGAAGAGCACUGAUGUCGAGAUGGUUGAUGCUGAGCAGAAACAGCCUAAGACUCCAGCAACUCCUUCUACAGGAGGAUGCAAGACUCUCUUCGUUGGUAACCUCUCAUUCCAAGUUGAGCAAAAGGAUGUUGAGGAGUUCUUCAAAGGAGCUGGAGAAGUUGUUGACGUCAGAUUUGCCAUGUCGAAAGAGGAUGGCAGGUUCAGAGGCUUUGGCCACGUUGAGUUUGCCACUGCUGAACAAGCAUCGAAGGCAAUGGAGUUGAAUGGUCAAGCUUUGCUCGGUCGUGAUAUUCGUCUUGAUGUUGCUAACGAGAGGGGUGACAGACCCGCAUACACUCCCCAGAGCGGUGCUACCAACUUCAGAAGCGGUGGUGGUGGAGGUGGUGUUUCAGUUUUCGUGAAGGGUUUUGACUCAUCUCUUCCUGAGGACGACAUCAAGAGCGCCUUGAGUGAGCACUUUGCCUCAUGUGGAGAGAUCUCAAGGAUUUCUGUUCCCUGUGACCGUGAAACCGGUGCUUCCAAAGGAAUUGCUUACCUUGACUUCAAAGACGGCGCAGACAAGGCGUAUGAGCUCAAUGGUAGUGACAUGGGAGGAUGGAAUCUUGUCGUUGACGAGGCUAAACCAAGGGAGAGCAGUGGCGGAUUCAGUGGUGGUAGAGGGGGCAGUGGUGGCCGCUUUAACAGCAGCGGAAGGGGUGGUAGAGGAGGAAGAGACGGUGGUCGUCGUGGUGGUGGUCGUUUCAGUAGUGGUGGCAGAGGAGGAAGAGACGGUGGUGGUCGUGGAUACAACAAACCUCAUUUCACUCCUCAAGGCAAGAAAACUACCUUCGGCGACGAGUAG
Molecule: messenger RNA, 1626 nt
Organism: Microthlaspi erraticum
Lineage: Eukaryota; Viridiplantae; Streptophyta; Magnoliopsida; Brassicales; Brassicaceae
Source: the annotation of a GenBank genome assembly